CGCCCCUUCUUCCCUUGGCGCCUCUGCUCCGUAUGCGCGCGCCUCCGCAGAGGGGCUGCCAUUUUGUCGCCGAGCUGGGUGUUUUGUCAAAGUCUGCGUAUCUAACGCCGGAGCGAGGAGCCGCCAUGCCGGCAGGGCCCGUGCAGGCGAUGGCGCCUGCCCAGCCGGCGCCGCCUGAAGCGAAGCAGCCAGAAGAUGAACCAAAGGAAGAACCGACACCAGCAAAGCCCGUUGUGGGAAUCAUUUACCCUCCACCGGAGGUUAGGAAUAUUGUGGACAAGACAGCCAGCUUUGUGGCCAGAAAUGGUCCUGAGUUUGAAGCUCGUAUCCGUCAGAAUGAAAUCAAUAACCCCAAGUUCAACUUCUUGAACCCUAACGAUCCGUACCAUGCCUACUAUCGCCACAAAGUCAAUGAGUUCAAGGAGGGGAAGGCUCAGGAGCCCUCGGCAGCCAUUCCUAAGGUCAUGCAGGCACAGCAGAGUGCACAGCAGCAGCUUCCCCAAAAGGUUCAAGCCCAGGUGAUUCAGGAAACGGUUGUGCCAAAGGAGCCCCCUCCAGAGUUUGAGUUUAUUGCAGACCCUCCCUCGAUCUCUGCCUUUGACUUGGACGUGGUAAAGCUGACGGCCCAAUUUGUUGCUCGGAACGGCAGGCAGUUCCUCACCCAGCUGAUGCAGAAAGAACAGAGGAAUUACCAAUUUGACUUCCUGCGCCCACAGCACAGCCUCUUCAACUACUUCACCAAACUGGUUGAGCAGUAUACCAAGAUCUUGAUCCCACCCAAGGGCUUGAUCAUAAAACUCAAGAAAGAGGCAGAAAACCCCAAAGAAGUCUUGGAUCAGGCAUGUUACAGAGUGGAGUGGGCCAAGUUUCAGGAGCGAGAGCGGAAGAAGGAAGAGGAGGAAAAGGAGCGAGAGCGUGUGGCUUAUGCCCAGAUUGAUUGGCAUGAUUUUGUGGUGGUGGAAACAGUGGACUUCCAGCCCUCUGAGCAAGGGAACUUCCCCCCUCCCACCACUCCUGAGGAGCUGGGCGCUCGGAUUCUGAUCCAGGAGCGCUACGAGAAGUUUGGCGAGAGCGAAGAAGUGGAGAUGGAAGUGGAGUCGGAUGACGAAGACGAGAAACAAGAAAAGGCAGAGGAGGCGCCCUCUCAGUUAGACCAGGACACCCAAGUGCAGGACAUGGACGAGGGCUCUGAUGAAGAAGAUGAGAGUCAGAAGGUCCCGCCCCCUCCAGAAACUCCGAUGCCGCCCCCUCUUCCUCCGACUCCAGACCAAGUCAUUGUCAGGAAAGAUUACGAUCCUAAAGCUUCCAAGCCUUUGCCACCAACCCCAGCCUCAGAUGAAUAUCUUGUCUCCCCCAUCACUGGGGAGAAAAUUCCCGCCAGCAAAAUGCAAGAGCACAUGCGCAUUGGGCUCCUGGAUCCCCGCUGGUUGGAGCAGAGAGAUCGCUCUCUCCGGGAGAAGCAGACUGACGAUGAGGUCUACGCCCCAGGCUUGGAUAUUGAGAGCAGCUUGAAACAGCUGGCCGAGCGCCGUACCGAUAUUUUUGGUGUGGAAGAGACAGCCAUCGGCAAGAAAAUUGGGGAAGAGGAGAUCCAGAAGCCGGAAGAAAAGGUGACCUGGGACGGCCACUCUGGCAGCAUGGCCCGGACUCAGCAGGCAGCUCAGGCCAACAUCACCCUGCAGGAGCAGAUCGAGGCUAUCCAUAAGGCCAAGGGGCUGGUGCCAGAGGACGACAGCAAGGAGAAGAUUGGCCCGAGCAAACCCAAUGAGAUCCCCCAGCCGCCCCCUCCGUCCUCAGCCCCAAACAUCCCAACGAACGCUCCACCAAUUGCAUCUGUGCCUCGCCCUCCUGUGAUGCCACCUCCUAUCCGUACAACUGUUGUCAGUGCGGUUCCUGUCAUGCCGCGUCCACCUAUGACUUCUGUGGUCCGUUUGCCUCCGGGCUCUGUCAUCGCAGCUCCCAUGCCACCGAUCAUUCACGCCCCUCGGAUCAAUGUUGUUCCAAUGCCGCCCUCGGGUCCACCCAUGAUGGCUCCACGCCCUCCUCCCAUGAUUGUGCCAACAGGAUACAGACAGGGACCAGUCAGCAGUCCAGCCUUUGUUCCAGCUCCUCCUGUGGCUCCAGUCAGCGCUCCAGCCCUGAUGCCUCCUGUCCACCCUCCACCUCCCAUGGACGAUGAGCCAGCCUCUAAGAAACUGAAGUCUGAAGAGAACCUCAUGGCGGAAGACGAGUUCCUGCGCAGAAACAAGGGCCCAGUCACAGUCAAAGUCCAAGUUCCUAAUAUGCAGGACAAGACAGAAUGGAAGUUGAAUGGCCAAGUGCUGGUGUUCACCCUCCCUCUCCCUGACCAGGUUUCUGUUAUAAAGGUUAAGAUCCACGAGGCCACCGGAAUGCCUGCUGGGAAGCAGAAGCUCCAGUAUGAGGGCAUCUUCAUCAAAGAUUCCAACUCCCUGGCUUACUACAACAUGACCAGCGGGUCCGUCAUCCACUUAGCCCUCAAAGAAAGGGGAGGCAGGAAGAAGUAGGGAGUCCUUUGGCAAGGCAGCAGCCAUGCAGGAUGAUGCAAGACCAGCUGCUGGAAUCCGCUGCCCCCCAAGAAGCAUCUGCAUGGCGUUCCCACUCGGGCUGUACUUUGGACCUCCUGCUUGUAAUCUGGGCAUCACAAGGGUUGGAGAAACUUGGUCGUGCCUGUGGAGUUGCUGUGAAUUUUUUUUUUUUUAACUGAUGUUGUGUAUUUCAGCAACUUGUGCUACAUAUGUUCACAAUGCCACCAGCGUCACCUCUAUGCUAGCAUUUCUUUUCAGUGGUCCUCCGUUUAAUUUCCUGCAGCACCAUUUUCCCUUUUCGGCUAAGAUCUUGCAUAGCUUUGACCUAAUUCAACCCUUUGGAAGGGUUUCCUGGCAUAUUAAAGAAAUGUAACUAUUGGGCAAAACAUUUCAGUUAACUUCCUUGUUUGUAGUAACUCUUAACUAGUGUAAUAAAAAAAUCAUUUGUGGUUUC
This is a messenger RNA of Rhineura floridana, 3000 nucleotides long. RefSeq names its product splicing factor 3a subunit 1 (gene SF3A1). The record is from RefSeq and is a predicted model, not a curated record. The transcript is spliced from 17 exons. The coding region runs from base 33 to 2525 and encodes 830 amino acids. Gene Ontology annotation, cellular component: U2 snRNP; U2-type prespliceosome; catalytic step 2 spliceosome. Lineage: Eukaryota; Metazoa; Chordata; Lepidosauria; Squamata; Rhineuridae. Gene Ontology annotation, molecular function: protein binding; RNA binding. Gene Ontology annotation, biological process: mRNA cis splicing, via spliceosome; regulation of alternative mRNA splicing, via spliceosome.